UUCCUCCGCCCCUCCUAAUGGAGUGAACCAUUCCCAGCACCUCCCCCUCUCCCUCUCUCUUCCUCGCUCCCUCUCUCUCUCUCCUCCCUCUGCCUUCCCCGUGCAUAAAGUCUCCGUCGCUCCUGGAACUUGUUGGCAAUGCCUAUCUUUCAGCUUCCCCCCGCGUUCUCUAAACUAACUAUUUAAAGGUCUGCGGUCGCAAAUGGUUUGACUAAACGUAGGAUGGGACUUAAGUUGAACGGCAGAUAUAUUUCACUGAUCCUCGCGGUGCAAAUAGCGUACCUGGUGCAGGCCGUGAGAGCAGCGGGCAAGUGCGAUGCGGUCUUUAAGGGCUUUUCGGACUGUUUGCUCAAGCUGGGCGACAGCAUGGCCAACUACCCGCAGGGCCUGGAUGACAAGACCAACAUCAAGACCGUGUGCACAUACUGGGAGGAUUUCCACAGCUGCACGGUCACAGCCCUUACGGAUUGCCAAGAAGGGGCGAAAGAUAUGUGGGAUAAACUGAGAAAAGAAUCCAAAAAUCUCAACAUCCAAGGCAGCUUAUUCGAACUCUGCGGCAGCGGCAACGGGGCGGCGGGGUCCCUGCUUCCGGCGCUCUCCGUGCUCCUGGCGUCUCUCUUGGCAGCUUUAGCGACCUGGCUUUCCUUCUGAGCGCGGGGCCGGCUUCCCCUGCGCGCCCCCACACACUCACGCCAUGCUCCCGGAAAUCGAGAGGAAGAUCCAUUCGUUCUUUGGGGACGUUGUGAUUCUCUGUGAUACUGACAACACUCAUAGGAUUGUGGGAAAUCCUGAUUCGCUUUUUGAUUUCGUUUGUUUUUUUGUGUUUUAUUUGCCAAAUGUUACCGAUCAGUGAGCAAAGCAAGCACAGCCAACAUCGGACCUCAGCUUCAGUCCGUCUUCCCACAGAAAUACGAAAACGGCAAACCCACCCCAUUUUUUUUAAUUUUUAUUUUUUGGCACAAGAAUCUCAGGAACGGCCCUGGGCCGCCUACUAUAUUAAUCAUGUUAAUACAUGACAAAUUAUGGGCUCCUCCUAAUAGGAAAGAGAGGAGAGGAGAAGGCCAGGGGAAUGAAUUGAAGAGAGAAGCAUCUCGCGAAUAAUUCACGCUCACGCCUUUCUAACACAGUAUCUUGUUUUGAUCAUUUCCACUGCACAUUUCUCCUCGAGAAAAGUGAAAGGACGGGUUGUUGGCCUUGUGUUUUAAGGCUAGGAGGGAGGGAGGAAAGGGGUUGAGGAAACCUCGGGUUAGAGGUACAGAGGCUGCCAGAAAAAAACGCUGCUGAAAUCACAGAGGUUAAGCUUUACCUGCUCGUGUUGAUGCAUCUUCCCAAGUCCACCGCCUUGAGUUCCCCUCUUGUUUUAGCUGUUACACAUACAGUAAUACCUGAAUAUCCAAUGGUAUAGAUCACGGGGGGGGGGAUGUUCAAUGUUAAUCUAAAAUAUAGUUAAAAAAAGAUUUUGACAUAAAAGAGCCUUGAUUUUAAAAAAAAGAGAGAUGUAAUUUAAAAGUUUAUUAUAAAUUAAAUUCAGCAAAAAAAAAUUUGCUACAAAGUAUAGAGAAGUAUAAAAUAAAAGUUAUUGUUUGAAA
This is a messenger RNA of Delphinapterus leucas (beluga whale), 1589 nucleotides long. RefSeq names its product neuritin 1 (gene NRN1). Gene Ontology annotation, biological process: neuron projection extension; nervous system development. The record is from RefSeq and is a predicted model, not a curated record. NCBI's taxonomy places the organism in Eukaryota, Metazoa, Chordata, Mammalia, Artiodactyla, Monodontidae. Gene Ontology annotation, cellular component: plasma membrane.